AUGCCCGCAAAAGAAGAUGGCUGGCAGAGCGGCGGCCCAUCUACAAAGACCAACCAGCAAGCCUCAAGUCUUCUCCAGCUUGAUGUCUUUUCUUCUUUCUCUCUCACCUUUGUUCGCUCAUUCAUUGAUACUCACAUAUCAUAUAGCAAUCGCUCUCCUCCUUCUCCGGAGCUGCCAGCCACCUAG
Trichophyton benhamiae CBS 112371 is the source of this 186-nucleotide messenger RNA. RefSeq lists its product as uncharacterized. The record is from RefSeq and is a predicted model, not a curated record. The coding region runs from base 1 to 186 and encodes 61 amino acids. Lineage: Eukaryota; Fungi; Ascomycota; Eurotiomycetes; Onygenales; Arthrodermataceae. The transcript has a single exon.